Messenger RNA from Callorhinus ursinus (northern fur seal), 3606 nucleotides. It is a transcript of the gene B4GALNT4, whose product is annotated as beta-1,4-N-acetyl-galactosaminyltransferase 4. Gene Ontology annotation, molecular function: acetylgalactosaminyltransferase activity. The record is from RefSeq and is a predicted model, not a curated record. Gene Ontology annotation, cellular component: Golgi cisterna membrane. NCBI's taxonomy places the organism in Eukaryota, Metazoa, Chordata, Mammalia, Carnivora, Otariidae.
GCCCGCGGCCGAGGGCAGCCUGGGUCGCGGCCGCACCCUGUGGCCGCGGACGGCGGACAAAGGGCCAUGCGGGACCGGGAGAUGCGGCGCGGGGCGCUCGGGAACCGGGGGCCGCAGCGGUACCGCUGAGCACGGCCCGAGGCGGGGCGGGGCCGGCCGCGAUGCCGUGGUUCCCGGUGAAGAAGAUCCGCAAACAGAUCAAGCUGCUGCUCUUGCUGGUGCUGCUUACCUGCGCCGCAUGGCUCACGUACGUGCACCUGAGCCUGGUGCGCCAGGGCCGCGCGCUGCGCCAGCGGCUGGGCUACGGGCGAGACGGUGAGAAGCUGAGCGGUGUGACGGAGGGCAGGGGUGUCCGGACUGCACUAUCCACACAGAGGGCGGAGGACUCCAGCGAGAGCCAUGAGGAAGAGCAGGUGCCUGAAGGCCGGGACCCAAACAUGCAGUUUCCUGUGGGGGCUGGAAAGCCACCCCCUCUGAACCUCACUCAUCAGGUGCCCCCAUGGUGGGAAGAGUACAAGGGGCAGGUGAACCUGCACGUGUUUGAGGACUGGUGCGGAGGCGCCGUGGGCCAUCUGAGGAGGAACCUGCACUUCCCACUGUUCCCUCAUACUCGCACCACCGUGAAGAAGUUGGCUGUGUCCCCCAAGUGGAAGAACUAUGGCCUACGGAUUUUCGGCUUCAUCCACCCGGCAAGAGAUGGAGACGUCCAGUUCUCUGUGGCUUCAGAUGACAACUCUGAGUUCUGGCUGAGCCCAAACGAGAGCCCGGCGAGUGCCCAGCUGGUGGCCUUUGUGGGCAAGACUGGCUCAGAGUGGACAGCUCCUGGAGAAUUCACCAAGUUCAGCUCCCAGGUGUCCAAGCCCAAGCGGCUAAUGGCCUCCCGGAGGUACUACUUUGAGCUGCUGCACAAGCAGGACGACCGAGGCUCAGACCACGUGGAAGUGGGUUGGCGAGCCUUCUUGCCGGGCCUGAAGUUUGAGGUCAUAGGCUCUGCUCACAUCUCCCUGUACACAGAUGAGUCAUCCCUGAAGAUGGACCAUGUGGCCCACGUCCCCCAGUCUCCAGCUAGCCAUGUUGGGGGGCACCUGCCGCAGGAGGAGCCCAGAGCUGACAUGCUGCGCCCAGACCCCCGAGACACCUUCUUCCUCACUCCUCGGGUGGAGCCUUCAAGUCUGGAGAAUGUGCUGGAGCCCUGCACCUACGCCCCCACCUAUGUUGUCAAGGACUUUCCCAUUGCGAGAUACCAGGGACUGCAGUUUGUGUACCUGUCCUUCGUCUACCCCAAUGAUCACACGCGCCUUACUCACAUGGAGACGGAAAACAAGUGCUUCUACCGGGAGUCGCCGCUAUACUUGGAAAGGUUUGGGUUCUAUAAGUACAUGAAGAUGGACAGAGAGGAGGGGGAGGAAGAUGAAGAGGAAGAGGUGCAGCGCCGAGCCUUCCUCUUUCUCAACCCGGAUGACUUCCUGGACGAUGAGGACGAGGGGGAGCUGCUAGACAGUCUGGAGCCUACGGAGGCGUCCCCCCUGCAGAGCGGCCGCCGAUUCCCUUCCCCCGUGGCCCCCACCACACCACCGGGAACCAUGCCUACCCCGCCAGCGCCUCCCAGCACCCGGGACCUGCCAACCCCCAGGCGCUCCCGGGCGCUGAGCUGGGCUGCCCGGGCUGCGCGCCCCCUGCCCCUCUUCUUGGGCCGCGCCCUGCGCCCCCGAGCCGCCGCUGAGCAGCCGCCCCCAAAGGUGUAUGUGACACGGGUGCGGCCGGGACUACGGGCACCCCCGCAGGACCUGGCACCUCUCAGCCCACGCGGCCCGCCCUGGCCGCCCUUCCCUGGAGUCUUCCUCCGUCCCAGACCUCUUCCCCGGGUGCAGCUGCGGGCACCCCCACGCCCGCCCCGGUCUCGAGGCCGCAGGACCGGUGGCUCCCUGGCCACAGAGCUGAGGCCCUCUGCCCGGGCGCAAGCCACCCGGGAGAGCCAGGAGGGCCAGCCGCACAUGCUGGGACGCACGGCACCCACCGCGGUCUUGAACUUGUCGUCAGAAGCACAGCCUGUGACCUCCUUCCUGAGCUUGUCCCAGGUGUCCAGGCCACAGCUGCCUGGGCAGGACGAGGUCGAGGAGGAGGAGGAAGCAGAUGAGGAUGGGGCCCAGGGCGAGGAGGACAGCGAGGAGGAGGCGGCGGGGCCCCCCCGUGGCCGCUGGCGCGAGGACGCCAUUGACUGGCAGCGCACGUUCAGUGUGGGCGCAAUGGACUUCGAGCUGUUGCGCUCCGACUGGAACGACCUGCGCUGCAACGUGUCCGGGAACCUGCAGCUGCCUGAGGCUGAGGCGGUGGACGUGGUGGCUCAAUACAUGGAACGGCUCAACGCCCGCCACGCCGGGCGCUACGCGCUUCUGCGCAUCGUGAACGUGGAGAAGCGCCGAGACUCCGCGCGCGGAAGCCGCUUCCUCCUGGAGCUGGAGCUGCAGGAGCGUGGAGGCGGCCGCCUGCGCCUGUCAGAGUACGUCUUCCUGAGACUGCCGGGAGCCCACGCGGGAGAUGGCGACAGGGACGGAGAGAGUCCUGAGCCUGCUCCCGCGGCCUCCACGCGCCCAGACGGCCACCCGGAGCUGUGCAGGCCACUGCGUCUGGCCUGGCGCCAGGAUGUGAUGGUGCACUUCAUCGUGCCAGUGAAGAACCAGGCGCGCUGGGUGGCACAGUUCCUGGCGGACAUGGCCGCGCUGCACACCCGCACAGGGGACUCACACUUCAGCGUCAUCCUGGUGGACUUUGAGAGCGAGGAUAUGGAUGUGGAACGGGCCUUGCGUGCGGCUCGGCUGCCCCGGUACCAGUACCUGAGGCGAACUGGAAACUUUGAGCGCUCCGCGGGCCUGCAAGCUGGAGUGGACGCGGUGGAGGAUGCCAGCAGCAUCGUUUUCCUCUGCGAUCUGCACAUCCAUUUCCCCCCCAACAUCCUGGACGGCAUCCGCAAACACUGUGUGGAGGGCAAGCUGGCCUUUGCGCCUGUGGUCAUGCGCCUGGGCUGCGGGAGCUCGCCAGGGGACCCUCAUGGUUACUGGGAGGUGAAUGGCUUUGGCCUCUUCGGGAUCUACAAGUCAGACUUUGACCGCGUCGGAGGAAUGAAUACUGAGGAGUUCCGUGACCAGUGGGGGGGCGAGGACUGGGAACUCCUGGACAGGGUCCUGCAGGCAGGGCUGGAGGUAGAGCGGCUCCGACUGAGGAAUUUCUACCAUCACUACCACUCCAAGCGGGGGAUGUGGGGCACACGCAGCCGGAAAGCCUCCCGCACAGAGGGGCCCUGAUGACAAGGCAAGCCCUCCCAGCCCCUGGCUACAGUCCUGUGGUGGUAGCUGGAGGCCGGGCCCUGAGCUUUGUCCCUGGGGACCUGGCAGGGCUCCUCCCAGGGGUGCAGCCACCACCUGUGCCUGGCCCCCAGGGGCCACCUCCCCCUUCAUGCCCCUCCCCAGAGAGGCAGCCCCCACAGCUGCUUGGGGCCCGCGCUAAGUCUCCACACUCUGUGCGAUGAUUUCUGUGAAAUUUUGCCGUAGCGAUGACAUUGUUUUCAGGAUUUCCGAGAGUUCUGUCUGUUCCGUUUUUUAUUCAGAA